GUUACCCUUGCUCUAGUAACAUAUCCUGACAUCAAUCUUCAGAUAACCAAGCAAAAUGAGCAACGAACCUCGCAAGGAUCCUUCCGGUAGCGACAGCGAACCCGAAGACGUUUUCCACGAUGCCCGAUUCCCCGCGGCGGAAGAAGCACGACUCUUGGAAGAGUCUCACUCGAUAAAAGCCGAGGCGAACAAAUUAUUCUCCGCAUCAUGCUACGACCAAGCGAUAUCCUGCUACGACCGCGCGCUGGCCUCGUGCCCCAGCUACCUCGAGUAUGAAGUCGCCGUCGUGCGCAGUAAUAUGGCAGCUUGUUAUUUGAAAAUGGAAGAUUGGAAGGAAGCGGUUGGCGCUGCCACCGCGUGUCUCGAGUCUCUGGAUCGAUUCGAUCCGCCAUCUACCCCAGCCGAGGGAGACGACGGCCAUGCGCCGCAAGAAACCAAGCCGGGCUCGGAGCCAGCAGACGCGGUAGUGGAGAUAUCAGGAGACGACGAGGAAGCGGAGCUGAAAGAGCUGAAACGCCUUCAGGAGAUAGAUGAGAGGAGACAAAAUAUAAUGCGCAUUCGAGCGAAGGCGCUCAUGCGACGAGCUCGGGCGAAGAUGGAACUGAGUGGAUGGGGUAACCUGCAGGGUGCUGAAGAGGAUUACAAGGAGCUUGCUGGGAUGGAUAACUUGGUGCCAGAUGACAGGCGCAUCGUCCAGAAGGCACUUCGAGAACUCCCGGCCAAGAUCAAUGCGGCCCGGGAGAAGGAAAUGGGUGACAUGAUGGGCAAGCUGAAAGAUCUAGGGAACGGCAUACUCAAACCCUUUGGACUGUCGACUGAGAAUUUCAACUUUGUCCAGGACCCUAAAACAGGAGGCUACAACAUGAACUUUCAAUCUUGAUGAGAGGCAGAAUGUUUUGCUGACAUUUAUUCAUUGCAUAUUGAGCGCUUUAUCCUGUGAUUGCAGAAAGCAUGAGACAUCUAGUCACUGUCACUGAUUCCACAUUAUUUGAAUUCAU
Molecule: messenger RNA, 998 nt
Organism: Aspergillus campestris IBT 28561
Lineage: Eukaryota; Fungi; Ascomycota; Eurotiomycetes; Eurotiales; Aspergillaceae
Product: tetratricopeptide repeat protein
Exons: 3
Coding region: 56-880 (274 amino acids)
Molecular function (GO): protein binding
Source: RefSeq, a predicted model, not a curated record